Molecule: messenger RNA, 1212 nt
Organism: Drosophila nasuta
Lineage: Eukaryota; Metazoa; Arthropoda; Insecta; Diptera; Drosophilidae
Product: E3 ubiquitin-protein ligase RNF13-like
Exons: 2
Coding region: 87-605 (172 amino acids)
Source: RefSeq, a predicted model, not a curated record
UUCGGAAACAAUAGAUGCUGAUAAGCCAUGCACUUUACUCAUAUAAUGCCACUGCAAUAGUUAAUGCUAGUUGAUCAAUUGCAACGAUGAGUGCCAGACGCAGUAGCAGCAGCGGCAGCAACAACAUUAUUUGCCAAGUGCGUUGUGGCAUCUGCUUGGAACAUUACACGGCCACAGAUAUCGUCCUGGCUGCCAAAUGUGGACACCUUGUUCACGGCACUUGCCUCAAUGAGUGGCAAAAACAGUCAAGGGAUUGCCCUAUUUGCCGCAAGAGAAAUGACGAUUAUUUCCAAAUCUAUUUGGACAUGGACGCAACUCCCUCACCUUCAAGCCGGACGCAGAGCUAUAGACAAAGCCAAGGCCAAGGCCAAAGACAGAGCCAAAGUCUGCACCAAGUUCCUAGCAGCCACAAUCGAAGGCAGACCCAAUGUCACCAUCACAACCAAUGUCAACCUCGAUUUCGAUUUCCGGACUCCGACGACGAUGAGGAUGAACACCAUUCGUAUGAGAAUAUGAUACUGCAACAAACCCUUUUCCGAUCCGAGAUAGAGUAUUUGAACACUCGCUUUCGGAAUUUUACGUCGAUGUUUGAUGACUCCGAUUAGUUUCAUUUCAUAUUAACAAACCAAAUGUGUAUAUGUAUGUCGGGUUAUUAUUAUUUUCUUCCAAAUUAUAUUACGCGGAUUGUAUACGGCGAAUAAACUUGAUCACGCCACUGCCAACUUAGAAGUGUUCGCCAACCUUUUUGCAUACCGAAAAUGCUCUUCAGAAAAGCUGCAACGAACAUACUUCUAUCUCUGUCUCUCGCAGUGGCUCAAGCAUACACGCACAACAAUCGUAGUGUGUAUCUCUCUUUCGAACCUCUAUCCUCACGCAACAUCUCUCUCUCUCAUGUUCGCAUCGAACUAUCCUGACCAUCUGGCGAAUAGAAGGAUCAAAGCGUACUAACAAACAACCGUUAUAGUGUAGAGACAAGAAAUGUCACUUGGUACGCGUAUUUGAUUUAAGUCUUUUACACUGACUACCAUAAUUUAAGAUCCGACAUAUAUUUAUACACACAUACAUAUACAAUAUGUAAAAUAAAUAAUUGGGAAUUCCGGAAUAUCGCACAAAGCUAACAAAAGUCAAGAAUAUUUAUUUUGUUGACACUUAACAUUUCCUAAAUGUUAUGCGAAACUUAAAUAAGUAGACUUAAUAAAUAUGUUAAUAAAU